AUAUGAGGUAAAUGUGUCAUUUUGCCUCGUGGCUCUCUCAGCUUGACAGUUGAAUUACAACUUUAAAUGAUUCCAAAGUGGUUCACAGUUUUCUAGACUGAGUUAUCAGGAUUAUAGAAAUUAAAGCUGUCGAGAAUUUUGAAACGUUUGGGAUUUGAAUAAGGAAAAGGUUUGAGGAAGAAAAGAUAUAUAUUUAUAUUUCUAAGAGAUGUUCUUUGGAAGAAUGUUGUAACAUGUGUCACGAAUGCUAAUGUAAAGAAAAUCUUUGAGCCAAUCAGAAACGAGUUUUUGCUUGCACAAUAACACAAUCAUCUUCAGUGCAAAUUACAGUGUACAAAGUACUUACAAGGCUAAGCACCUGUUAGACACCAGUAAAAAUACACCACACUAUCGAUCAAUACGUACGUGGCCUCGGUUGUAUUGAUCUGUAAUAGCCCCAUCAUUGCCUGACUUCCUUCUGAGCAGCUGCUCGCGAGACCAAACUAACAAGACCAAACCCCGAUGAUUUAAUAAAUAUUUAAGCUUAAAUAUCACAACAAAACGCAAAACAGGACUCAUGGUUUUGUAUAAGUCAAAAGAAAGUUCUAAACCUGGUAGUGUUUUGAGAAUGAAGACAAAAAGAGACGAAUAGCACACCUGUCUUACUAGUUUGAGCGCGCGGUUUUCGCCUAAACGAGCUCUGAGACAUUUGUCAUGUCACGCUUUGACCACUGCAUAUAAUCGGUUAAAGGUGGUCUUUUUAUUGAACGAUCUCUAAGAGGGUUGAUAAACAAUCCACUGGGCUUUUGUUCGAUCUGAGCAGGUGUUGGCUUUUCAUGCUAAUUUGCUUUUACAUUUGACAGAAAGGCUCCGCGAUCAAAGGGUUGAUGGGAGCUCGCUUAUGUAUCGUAUCAUGAAUUAGAUUUAACCAGGUGUUUAGAGCCAUCUUGAAUACAAUCUUACUCGGCCAAACAACAAGAGAUACAGUCGUCCACAAGCUCUUCUUUUUAAGAAAGAAGAGAACAAGCCGGAUCAGACACAUCUCUGAGCUGUUCACGGGAGAAGUCGCACGGGGACUCGAAGUAGAGAGAGAAAAUUUGGGACAAGACUGAAAAUAUGUGCGAUUCACCUCUACCUAUUCCAAUGUACCAUACCACUGCUUAUACGAGUUUUACGAGGUCACUAGAAGCUCAGAAAGCUCACAUCAGCUCUGAAACUCGCAACACACCUGGAGAAAAAAAUCCCAUCAAACGAGAGACAAAAAUAACUACGGCACCAACUGACAGCGGAUCAAAGAAAACUAAAAAUGACUCACAAAAUGGGAGAAAGAGAAGAGAGAAAAGUAAAAAAGGGAUUUCAUGGAGGCACUCAAGUAGAUCCAGACGUCUUAUUGCCAACGCUAGGGAACGUUCACGAAUCCACAUUAUGAGCGAGGCAUUUGAUUCUUUGAGACGAGCAGUGCCUAGUUAUUCACAUGAUCAAAAACUUUCAAAGCUGGCCAUUUUGAGACUUGCAACCAGUUAUAUUUCAGCAUUGGCUCAUUUAAAGCAUUUGGCGGAGAAUGAUUCUUCGGGAAAUUCUUUGCAGCUCUUUGCGGAUUGUGUUGAUCAGUGUACUCGAGCUUUACAGACGGAAGGAAGGGCGAAAAGAAAAGAAGUGCCAAGGAAAACAUUUAAUGACAAUGGAAUGAGCUUAUGAACAUAAGAAUUCGAAGAUAAAAUGAUCGAAGAGGAAUGGAAAAGGAAAAUCAUGUGAAUAAUAAUAGGGUCUGAAACAAAGAUCAUAUAUACCUGAUUCAUACAUUUUGCGUUUUGCGCUCAUACUUUGCUGUUAUCAUAGCCGUCAUGUUUGUUGAAUGUAACGAAUGAUAUUUCAUUUGUAUCUCUUGUUAUAUCAUUCUACAUAGUGGCGACCAUGUCGUUUGUAUUUUCAUUCUUUUGGGAAUGACGGCAAGUCUGUCAUAUUUGAUCUAUACAAAUACGUAUAGAGUAUCGCACGGGUCAAAUAAGAUCCAAGAGUUCUCCAAAACUGUCCGAGUCGCUACCAAACUUUGAAUCUCGGUAUACGAGAUCUAAAAGACCCAAUUUGACACCAAAACUUCGCAAAAUGUAUAGUGAUAGUUAUUAGAGCUUAUUAGAGAUCGGUAAUUUCCCCCUCAAAGCACGUUAAGAAGAGAAAAUUAAUAUAUAGCUGUACAAAAAUAAAUGUAAUAUAUUUGUUAGGGGAGAAUAAUGAUAUAUAUAUAUAGUAUAAAUAUAGAAGAUUAGGUUUACGCAUGCGUAAAGGCACAAGUUGCGCAUGCGCGUAGAACUUGAUACGGCUUGUGCGCACCCAUUUUCUUGGUGUUUGAUUGGUCGGAGAAAAGUAAUUUUGAGAGCCAAUGUACUGUGCGCAUGUGCUUCGUGCCGAACCUAUUCCACAGCAUAGUACAGUUGCAAUAUUAGCUAUUCCAAGGUCGAGGGAAAAACUGGAUCGAGUUGGCAUUGCUGUGUAUUGUGGGUCUGCUUAGGGGACGAAAUAGACGCUAACUUGUAAAUAUGUCCCUAAAACAGCCCCAUAAUGCAUUGCAAUGCCAACUCCUCAACCUCGCAAGGGCUAAUAUAUGGUAUAAAUAAAUGGUUUUAAAUGGA
Messenger RNA from Actinia tenebrosa (Australian red waratah sea anemone), 2609 nucleotides. RefSeq lists its product as uncharacterized. Gene Ontology annotation, biological process: anatomical structure morphogenesis; positive regulation of transcription by RNA polymerase II. The record is from RefSeq and is a predicted model, not a curated record. NCBI's taxonomy places the organism in Eukaryota, Metazoa, Cnidaria, Anthozoa, Actiniaria, Actiniidae. Gene Ontology annotation, cellular component: nucleus. Gene Ontology annotation, molecular function: DNA-binding transcription factor activity; protein dimerization activity; E-box binding.